Molecule: messenger RNA, 4302 nt
Organism: Numida meleagris (helmeted guineafowl)
Lineage: Eukaryota; Metazoa; Chordata; Aves; Galliformes; Numididae
Gene: POC1A
Product: POC1 centriolar protein A
Exons: 11
Coding region: 2879-4222 (447 amino acids)
Biological process (GO): cilium assembly
Cellular component (GO): ciliary basal body; centriole
Molecular function (GO): protein binding
Source: RefSeq, a predicted model, not a curated record
UGGAUCAUUAAAGCCUGUGUAAUACAGAGUACAACAGCUCCCGUGUUGUCAGUGCUGGCUGGGGCUGCGGUGGUGCACCUACCCCUGCCUGCGGGCUCUUCCUGCACGCACACUGUGCCCUUCUUGAGGUUCAACGAGACCUGAGGUUAGGCAGAGUGCGUUAGAAAAACAACAAACAAAAACCACUUACAUACAUUACCAAAAAAAACCCAAAAAACAAUAACAUGAUUUUGAGCACAGAAAGAGAUUGCUUUUAAAAAGGGGUAGGGCUCGUCUGCUGUGGUCCUGUUACUCAGCUGUGGUCUGAGCCUCUGUACAGGAACUACUGGGACCUGCAAUGCCCUGAGGCAUGGAGCGGGUGUUUGCAGUGGGGCUCUUGUCCUGCUGCCAUGUGACAUAUGGGGCAUAGAGGGGCCUCUGGCCCCUGGUUCCCCAGGGCCAGGGCAGUGCCUGGGAUCUCUGCAAAACCCAGGAGGAAAAGUGAGGAGGAAGAUAGAACUGCCAAAGGUGCAGCCCCUCUGAUCAGGGUUGGCUACAAGACACCCCAAGGUGUCUUGGGAAAGCUGAUUUGUGGCAUGGAUCAGCAUAAGGGAAAUGUGAAAUUAGAGAACGUGAAGAAGAAAGCUGUGUGAGCAAGGGCAGUGUGCUCCCAAAUUAUCUCUGCGUGGAGGAGGCAUAUGGUGGGGCACAACUCAGAGCAAGAGAUGCACAACUGAUAAGUAUGGCUUAGGGCAAGGGAGCCGAGGCUGGCAAUGUGCAUCACUGAUGGGCUGAAGGGCUGAGUAACGGCACAACUGGCUUGUGCUGAGCUGAGGGCUGACCUGGUUUGUGCAGUCCCCAGGCUUGAGCUGCUGCUUCCUGGGAGGAGGUGCAGGCAGGCUAGAGCGCAGCCUCCCCCAUCCAUCACAAGGAUGAUGUUGUGGAGUCUGCUGAUUUGUAGCUGUUGCACACCGUGGCCCUGCACUGCAAGGCCAAGCCUGCUGGGGAAGGCAGAUGUUAAGUGUGCAGGUUCAAAUGGCAGCAGCAUCCUGGGCAGUCCCAGGGAGGUGACAGUGGGUGCCUAAGAGCUGCACCUGUGGCAUUGCUGUGCCCCCACAGGGCAGUGAUAGGUCCCCAGCAGCAGCUCGGGGGCAGCUAUGCGUGGUGGGGCAGAGGAAGGCUUGGGACAGGGCAGCCGAUCCCUCAGGCACUGCAGCACCCCUACAGCACUUACUGUGCUGCCUGAUCUCCUUGCCAUAGUAGUCAAAUCAAACAACACUCUUGGUGUCUGCUGGCCUGAACAGAGCUGGAGGGGUGAGGAGAUGGACACUGCUUGGAGAGCUGGUCCAUGCUGCCAUGAGGUGGGAGUGCACUCCUGCAUGGAGGGAGGAGGGCACCAAAAAGUCACAAACCAGUAUGGCCAAGAGAUGAUUUCCAACCUGCUCCUUGCCUUUGCGCAUGUAAUGUAGCAGUAGUUCUGUUUGCGCUUUGGGAUUGUGAAAGUAACAGUGGAGAAUUAUUGGGCCAUGCUUGGCAGCUCCUAGCCAGUACUAUGAGACAAAGCAGGGAGGUCUACAUGGCCCAUAUGGUGUUGGUGUCCCACUAAACCUGCAUAGCUCUGGGUGGUUCUUUGGUAGCUGGAAUCAGCCUAUCCUGGAGGAGAUGGUUUGGAGCCUAAAAUGGAAACUGUAAAAUGAGGCUCUGGAUCCCAAAAUGAGGCUUUGGACCCUGAGAUGGAUUCUUUGAACCCAAAACUGAGGCUCUGGAUCCUCGAAUUGAGAGUGGCCACAAAAAUUAACAUUGUUGAGCCUGGGUAAGGGAUCUCAAAAUUGGGACUUUGGACCCUAAGAAAUGUUCCUAGAACAGCUGUUUUGAGUCCUAAAGGGGAAGCAUUAGUCAGAGUAACAGUUUCCUCAGUGGACCUGAGGAAAAAAAAUAAAAAAAGUCUGAAUUCUGAAAGGGAGUUUUUGUUCCAGAAAUGAUGGUUUGCACCUCAGCAUGGGGCUUUUGAUUUUGAAGCUGGGGCUUUGGACUCUCCAAUUCAGGGGCUGCUGGAUCCCAAAGUGAUGCUUUGAUCACUCAAAAUGGACCAUAAAAGGAGGCUCUGGGCCCUAAUUUUCAGGCCUUGUCUGAUAGACUGAGGAUUACGGAUCUUAAAAAGAUGUGUCUUUUCUCUCAAGUGAGGCUUUGGACCCUAAAAACGUGGCUUUGCAGCUUAAAAUGAAAUUGUGGGGCCUAAAAAUUAGACAUUGCACUCUGAAAAUGACAGCCUGGGCUGUAGAGCUGAGAGUAUAAGCAAAGUAAUGACAGCUUAUGGUCCAAAAUGGAGUCUCAGGGCCCUGACAGCAAGGGUUUUGUCUCUAAGACCUGAGGGUUCAGGUAAUCAAAAGAAGACUUGGUAUCUCAGAUAGAGGCUUGGGACCCUGAAAACACGGUUUGGAAUCUGAAAAGGAGAUGCUGGCCAUGGGGGAAAAAAAAAAAAAGAGCUUUGGGAGCCCAGAAAUGGGGUACCUGGACCCUAAAUUAGGCCUUAUGACACUGAAAAGGAUUAUUUGAAGCUGAAACCGAGUCCCGAAGAGGAGGCUCUGCGAACUAUGAACCAUAGAAUCGUUUCGGUUGGAAAACUUCGUUUAAAGCCUGUGGGGCUUGAAAGAGGCCCCAGACUAACCCGAGGCCCACAGACGCUUUACACUACACUGGACAGCCCUAACCCCUAUCCCGCUGACCAGCUCAGCCCCGGAGCAGCAGCGAGCACAGCGCCGCCCCUACCGAGGGGAGGCGGGGUGGGGCCUCCCUGCCGCCGGGGGGCGCUCGACUGCGCGCCAGUCUCCGCUUGCAGCGCCGUUGUUCCGGGGCGACGGAGGAGCCGAAAACGAUCGGCAGGUUGCGGGGGGGCGGCAUGGCUGCUGGCGGCGUGGAAGAUCCGUCACUAGAGAGACAUUUCAAAGGCCACAGAGAUGCCAUCACUAGUGUGGACUUCAGUCUCAAUAAGAAACAAUUGGCGAGUGGCUCAAUGGAUUCAUGCCUGAUGAUCUGGAGUAUGAGACCUCAGAUGAGAGCCUAUCGCCUUGUGGGCCACAAAGAUGCAGUGAUGUGUGUUCAGUUUUCCCCAUCUGGCCACCUUGUAGCUUCAGGCUCCAGAGACAAAACAGUCUGCUUAUGGGUUCCGAGUGUCAAAGGAGAAUCUACUGUGUUCAAGGCUCAUACAGCAACUGUAAGAAGUGUUCAUUUCUCGGAUGAUGGCCAGUCCUUAGUUACAGCUUCUGAUGACAAAACAAUCAAAGUGUGGACAGUUCACAGGCAGAAGUUUUUGUUCUCACUCAGUCAACACAUAAAUUGGGUUCGCUGUGCCAGAUUCUCUCCUGAUGGACGAUUAAUAGCAUCAGCCAGUGAUGAUAAAACUAUCAAACUGUGGGAUAAAACUAGCAGAGAAUGUAUACAUUCCUUCUGUGAGCAUGGGGGGUUUGCAAAUCACGUGGAGUUUCAUCCCAAUGGUACGUGCAUUGCUGCAGCUGGCACAGAUAAUGCUGUGAAGGUGUGGGAUGUUAGGAUGAAUAGACUCGUCCAACAUUAUCAAGUGCACAGUGCUGCAGUAAACAGUCUUUCCUUUCACCCCUCUGGAAAUUACCUGAUUACUUCUUCCAAUGAUUCAACUCUUAAAAUUCUGGACUUGCUUGAAGGAAGACUUCUGUAUACUCUUCAUGGUCACCAGGGUCCAGCCACCUGUGUAGCAUUUUCCAGAACAGGAGACUUCUUUGCCUCUGGAGGAUCUGAUGAGCAGGUGAUGGUAUGGAAGACUAAUUUCAAUGCAGCAGAUUACGAUGAAGUUCUGAAAACACACAAGUCUGGUGCUAGUGUGGAUGGGACCCAUCAUAGUCUGCCAUCAGAAAUGGAUUGUGGUGUUCAUCUUAAGGAGACAAAAACUCAGGAUACUGGUAGGAACCAUGACCAGCAAGGGGAGGACGUCAAUCUUGCAGAUACCUUGGAGCACAUUAUAGGACAACUGGAUGUUCUGACUCAGCUUUCCUUUUGUUUUGCAGACAGUUUCCAUUCUGGAGCAGAGGCUGACGCUCACGGAGAACAAGCUGAAGGAGUUUCUGGAGAACCAGCAGAAAAUCAUUCAGAACAAAGAGAACUGAUUUUGUGGAAGAGGAGCAUCGCUGAAGGCAGUUGGAGGUUGCGAGGAUUUGUGUUCCUAACAGACUGGGUGACUUUAAUGAUUUGGAGAGUAAUCAAUUUUUAAUUGAUAUGUACAGUUACUGUAUCUGUAAAUACAAAGCUUUGUUACUUUGCUAAAAUAAAAGAUUUUUAUGUUUAAGAGUG